Messenger RNA from Capsicum annuum, 708 nucleotides. RefSeq lists its product as uncharacterized. The record is from RefSeq and is a predicted model, not a curated record. The transcript has a single exon. The coding region runs from base 1 to 708 and encodes 235 amino acids. NCBI's taxonomy places the organism in Eukaryota, Viridiplantae, Streptophyta, Magnoliopsida, Solanales, Solanaceae.
AUGGAAACAAAACAAGUGUUACAGACUAACUUCAUGAUCAAGGAUCUUGGAGAUUUGAGGUUUUUUCUUGGGAUUGAGUUUGCUCGCAAUUCAACAGAAAUAGUGAUGAACCAAAGGAAGCAUGUUUUAGAACUAAUUUCUGAUCUUCGACUAUCGGGAACAAAACCAAGUAGCUCACCCAUGGAAAUCAAUGUUAAGUUAACUAUAGUUGAUUUUGAUGAACACACACGGAAUACAUCUACUAAUCUACCUUUACAGGAUCCUAGCAUUUAUCAAAGGCUCAUUAGAAGACUUCUCUAUCUAACAAUUACAAGGCCAGAUAUUUGUUUUGUAGUUCAGUGUCUAAGUCAAGUUAUACAUUGUCCAAAAUCAUCUCGCAUGGAGACUGCAAUAAGGGUGGUCAGAUAUCUCAAGCAUUGUCCAGGAUUAGGCAUUUUUAUGCCAUCCAACCCCUCACAACAAUUGACAGUGUAUUGUGAUGCGGAUUGGGCUAGUUGUCCCAACACUAGGAGAUCAGUCACAGACUAUCUAGUUAAACUAGGAGGUUCUUUGAUUUCUUGGAAGUCAAAGAAGCAAGUUACUAUAUCAAGGAACUUUGCUAAAGUAGAGUACAGAUGUUUAGCCUUUGAAAUAGAUGAGAUUGUAUGGUUAGUUGGUAUGUCUAAAGAGAUGAAUCUGGAUGUACAGCUGCCUGUUCCUCUUUACUAA